AUGCUUAUGCAUUAUUUUCAAGGUAUAUACUAUUCUAGCGAGAAUUUUCGUUUACAAGAAGAAUCUCUGUUAUCCUCGUCCAACUGUUGCUAACGCUGUGUUUUGCCCCAAGAGUUGUGUAUUCCUAGAUUGUCAACCGUGGCCUGCAGUCUCUCUGUUUGGUGCUGCGGACAGUAGCCACUUCCGGCCGGAAGUUCAUAAGACACUGCGCCACUCGAGGUUGACUAUAGCUCCCGUUGCCAGCGUUAUACAGGCGAAGCGAGAGCUAUUCUUCAAAGGCGACAACGCCGGAAUAAUAUCGUCACCAUCUGUGCCGUCGGUGCCACCCCCGCAACCACCGUCGCAGGUCCCGUCGUCGAUGAGCGUAUCGUCAACGAGCACGUCGUCGACGACGACCACAACGAUCACGACGCUCGCCUCACCUAACACAGUACCACCGCCAGCCUCCUCGACCGUGUACACAAGUGUCACAUCGUCGGCGCCUAGUUCCAAGCCACGAUUACCUCCGUCCACGGUGAUUCUAAAUCAAAACGAUGCAUCGGAGGACAGCAACAAACGAGAGUCGAACAGAGCCACCGAGAACAAGGAGACUGCUGUCCUUCAUCAUCCACGACCAACACCACCGACCAAGCCCAAGGAACUCGACGGUUACGUGGGUUUCGCGAAUCUGCCCAAUCAAGUUUACAGAAAAGCCGUUAAAAAGGGAUUUGACUUUACCCUGAUGGUUGUCGGUGAAUCCGGACUAGGAAAAUCAACUUUGAUCAAUUCGAUGUUCCUCGCUGAUAUAUACAGUGCCGAGUACCCUGGCCCUAGCCUUAGGGUUAAAAAAACCGUAGCCGUAGAGACUAGCAAAGUGUUGUUAAAGGAGAACGGUGUAAAUCUCACUCUGACUGUCGUUGACACACCUGGAUUUGUUGGGUACCAGUGAUCGAGUAUAUCGAAUCAAAAUACGAGGAGUUCCUGAACGCGGAGUCUCGCGUUGUGAGACGGCAGAUCCCAGACAGCCGAGUACAUUGUUGCCUGUACUUUGUCGCACCCUCGGGCCACGGUUUGAAACCGUUGGACGUAGAGUUUAUGCAGCGUCUUCACGAUAAAGUUAACAUUAUACCUGUCAUCGCGAAGGCAGAUACCAUGACGCCAGAUGAAUGUGCUCAUUUUAAGAAACAGAUUUUGAACGAGAUAGCGCAGCACAAGAUCAAAAUUUACGAAUUCCCGGAAGUGGAAGAGGAGGAGGAAAGUAAACUGCACAAAGUUCUCAGAGAAAGAGUACCGUUUGCAGUUGUGGGUGCAAAUACUGUGGUCGAGCACGACGGCAGGAAAGUUCGUGGAAGGAAAUAUCCUUGGGGGAUUGCAGAAGUUGAAAAUUUGGAACACUGCGAUUUCAUAGCGCUGCGAAACAUGGUGAUCAGAACUCAUCUGCAAGAUUUGAAAGACGUGACAAAUAACGUGCACUAUGAGAAUUUUCGAUGUCGCACGUUAGCCGGCGUUGGAGUCGAUGGAAAACCAACGAAAGUUUCCAAUAAGAAUCCGUUGGCUCAGUUGGAAGAAGAGAAGAGGGAGCACGAUAAUAAAAUGAAGAAAAUGGAGAUCGAUAUGGAGCAGGUGUUUGAAAUGAAAGUCAGAGAAAAGAAACAAAAACUCAAAGAUUCAGAAGCAGAUCUGCAAAGAAGGCACGAACAAAUGCGACGCUCUUUGGAGCAGCAAGUGCGUGAAUUAGAGGAGAAGAGACGAGCGUUUGAAGCUGAAAAGUUAGCAUGGGAACAACAGACUGGACACAGUAUUGAAGAAUUACGUAGGCGCAGCCUAGAAGCUAAUUCAAAAGAGACGGGAUCAGUGUCUUCCGAGGGAUCUGGCGGUGGCGGGGGUACGUUGAGGGGUUCCCGAGGGAUAGGAAGUCUCCUACGCCGUCACACCAGUUUCAAAUCACCUCAAGAUAGCCCUACACAGAUACAGCUUGUCAUACAACAUCCCGAGCAUCCUUAG
Molecule: messenger RNA, 1983 nt
Organism: Heterotrigona itama
Lineage: Eukaryota; Metazoa; Arthropoda; Insecta; Hymenoptera; Apidae
Source: the annotation of a GenBank genome assembly